UUUACAGGAGGCCGAGCCUGGGGCAGGGGCGCCGGGACGGAGCCGCAGAGCCCAUGUGCCCGCAGCCCCCACCGCCUAUGGAGGUGAUGGAGGGGCCCCUCAACCUGCUUUGAGUGCAGGGAGCUCUUCAGGAUCGUGAAGAAAAUGAAAAGCUGUUGGGAGCUAUAGUCCGUCUUAUACCAUCAGGUCCCACAAGAGAAGUGUGUGUGUGGUUGAUCUCACACAUUGCUUAUGAGAAGAUUCCUGGCUCUCACAUUAGGACACACAACUCCACAGUUCUGGAGGAUUGUUUCCAGGAGCUCAUGGCAAUAUAACCACUGGUGGCUGGUUCCUUACACCAGCAGUGCUGUUUUGGCACUGGUCUUGGACCACUGCCCUAAGACACUUGUUUGCCACUGCAAGUGUGCUCAUCAGCAGAGUAGAAAAGCAGACCAGUUGUUGGCAGCAGGGAAAUACGAAGAAGCAAUUUCUUGUCACAAAAAAGCAGCUGCAUACCUUGCUGAAGCCAUGAAGCUGACACAAUCGGAGCAGGCUCAAUUAUCACUGGAAUUACAAAGGGAUAGUCACAUGAAACAGUUACUGCUCAUCCAGGAGAGGUGGAAAAGGGCAAAGAGAGAGGAAAGGCUAAAAGCCCAACAGAAUGCAGACAAGGAUAUAGCUGAACACCUUCAGACCUCUUAUAAACCAUCAGCUGAAGAAUCUGAAGACCAAAACAUAUUGGUUCCUGUUACUCAGAAAUACAGUCCUUCUGCAAGUAAGCAUCUACAGGAAACUCAGGGUGUCUUUGACAGGGAGCCAGAUACACUAUUAUUUCUGCUUCAGAAAAGAGAGGUGCAAAUGGAAGUGUGUAUUGGGAACAAAGCCCCAAAAGAUGACAAAACGAUAAUAGAGGAGCAGGCAACCAAAAUUGCAGAUUUAAAACGGCAUGUGGAAUUUCUUGUAGCUGAAAAUGAGAGAUUAAGGAGAGAAAAUAAACAGCUAAAAGCAGAAAGGAUUAAACUCCAAAAAGCUCCAGUAGAGAAGGAGUUGGAUGUAGAUGCUGAUUUUGUGGAGAAGUCAGAAUUAUGGGGUCUACAGCAGCAUUCAGAAACGGCUACUACUUCAGCCUCAACUUGGCAGAAGUUUGCAGCAAAUGCAGGGAAAGCUAAGGACAUUCCAAUACCCAAUCUUCCUCCCUUGGACAUUCCAUCACCUGAACUCCCUCUCCUGGAGCUCUCUGAAGAUAUACUGAAAGGACUUAUGAACAGCUAAAUGAAGACCAUAAGAAGUGCUCAUGAAAUGUAGUUAAGCAAAGUGAGAAAAGGGAAAACCACCAGGACAAUGAUGAUCGAAGGGCAGCCAACAUCUAACACAAUCCUACUGUGCAAGAAAAGGCAUUACAGCAACUGUCACUGUGAAAUACACUGAAUCAUAGAGCUUAAGGGUACCAUAAAUUGGUAAAUGCAAGCUCUUGCGUCUUUCUUCCGACGUUUCAAACCAAAUGACUGCUUGGAAAACAUUUCAAACACAAUCCUUCAGGGUUUUGAAGUAAUGCUACGUGUAAUAGGUAUCUAUAAUGCCAUAAACGAUGCAGAACUUAACUUAUGGUUGCCAGAUGGCUGCCACUUCAGCUUGAAAGAUGCUUUCUAUCAUUCAUUCAGAUUGUAAGCAUUUCAUUAUGCACAAUUUUGUUAAUGGAGAGGUGUAUAAGUUACACCAUAUCUAGAUGAAUUGAUGUGCCACACUCUUGUCUCCUGACAAUAUUAACCUCAGAUUAAUCAGGAGAAAUAUAUAAACUUUCUAUGAAGGAACCAAGUUAUUCGUUCUGUGGGGAAUUUUAGAUUGUUUACAUAACUAAUCAAGGUGCAUCAAAUUUAACUCUGGGUUUCUAUAUAAAAAAAUUACAUUGCUUAAAAAACCUGAGGAAAAAGUAUCAUGUUCUUCAGAGGUGCAUGAAUGGAAGUAAUGCUAGUGAGCAGUAUUUAAUUGCACAAAAAGGAAAUAUUUGUUUACAUCUGUAAAUCAGUCACUAAGCCUAUGAAAAUAAACUCAGUCGUAUUCAACA
Caretta caretta (loggerhead turtle) is the source of this 2044-nucleotide messenger RNA. The record is from RefSeq and is a predicted model, not a curated record. Lineage: Eukaryota; Metazoa; Chordata; Testudines; Cheloniidae.